AUAAUUAGGUUAUAAGAUGUCUAUGAACUUUAAAUAGGUCUUAUAAGAUAUCUAUGAACAUGGCUGAUACAUCAAUCCCAAGUCCAAGUCGACGUACGUUAAGUUCUGGGGUAAGUUGGACGGAUGAUCUUCCCCUUUGCCAACUAUCGGACGUUGGUAUGGCAUCAAACGUGGCGUAUCUGACCGACGGACGACAAACCGAAGCUUUCCCUUACGAGGAUCGAGCGUUUAACUUUGCCACGGACUACGAUUGUUAUUUAUACGGGGUGUUCGAUGGUUACGAGGGGAGUCGCGCUGCUCACUUCGCGGCUGAACGAUUACCGGCUGAGUUGUUGCUAGGACAACUAACGUCAUUCGUGAACGAGAAAUCCACAAAGAACAUCCUCCAGCAAGCCAUCAGUAUCGUUGAACGAGGUUUUUUUGAGUCGAUCGAUAUUGAACUCGCAAAGAUAACACAUCUGCAAUCACAGUUACCUGAGCGUUUGACUCCCGAAUCAGCAGAGCGACAUUAUUCAUCCAUAGUUCAACAAAUAAAGUCACUUAAUGACUCAAUAAGAGGAGGGACAACAGCUGUUGUUGCGUUGGUGGUGAACAAUAAUCUGUACAUCGCUAACGUGGGUGACAGCCGAGCAUUGUUGUGUCAACGCGACCCAGGAGGGGUAGUGAAGGUUCAACAAAUCACCGUUAAUCAUGACAUAAACAAUGAGGACGAGUUGGAACGACUUUCAAAGCUCGGGUUGAAUGUUGAGAAGAUAUUGGAGAGGGGAAGGCUGGGAAUGAACGAAUGUACUCGUUGUAUCGGUGAUUAUUGGGUGAAAGGGGGUUAUAAGAAGAACCCCGAUUUAAAGGGGGCAACGAGCGAACCCAUUAUUGCAACCCCCGAUAUUUAUGGGGGGUUACCCUUAACUGAGAUAGAAGGUGGUUUCCUUGUCCUCAUGUCAGAUGAUGUUUACAAAUCACUUGAACAAUCAACGGGGCACGAAAACGCAAACAUAGAUAUCGCAAACAUGGUUUCGCAUGAGAUGUUAUGUAGGAAUACCAUGCAAGGCGUUGCACAAAAUGUGAUCGACAAGAUAUCGUUCACGCACAGUAAAGCAUUCGGACGUGCUCAUUCAUUAAGCAGAGGUGAUAUCACACUAGUGGUUCGUAACAUCAGCCAUCCACUUGGCAUCGACGCAUUGCCCGACAUUAACCCUAUUCUACCAGACUUGUCAGGUCGCCAUCCAGUGUCCGUACCAUACAAACGAAACUCUCGAGAAAUUGUUCAUACAACUGGGGAAUACCCUGCGGGAAUUCCCACUUUAUCCCUCGUCAUGCCCCCACAAUCGGGGCCAGAGAAUGAACCCAUUGACCUUACCCCCGCUGGGACUUCCCCACCCUCGGAGGACACCCCCACAAACUUAGUAGUGGGCGGCGCCACGUUCCCCCCCACCCCUCUAGAGAACCUCUACUAUCGAUCCAACGCGCACCAACCAGCCAAGUUAGACUCGCAGAACCGAGUGGCUCCUUAUGUUAGUUUCGAUACGUUCGAUAACGAGGCUUGGAACAAAAUGCAGGAAGCCAAGAAAGCUUUGGUUUCAUAGGUUUUUGCCAACUCUGGUAUACAGGUGUUUAUAACUAAGGGAAG
This is a messenger RNA of Ciona intestinalis (vase tunicate), 1627 nucleotides long. The record is from RefSeq and is a predicted model, not a curated record. Lineage: Eukaryota; Metazoa; Chordata; Ascidiacea; Phlebobranchia; Cionidae.